UGCACCACAAGACUGAUAAUCUCCUCGUCCCUGAUUCACCACCAGAGUACUGUUGUGGAGGUAAUUUGCCAUAAUCGCUCUUGAUAUAUCUGCCAAAUCUGACAACCAAACUCGCCUCUCAACCGCUUCAAAUCUUCAUGUCUGGAGCUUUGUUCUCUGCUCCUUGUUGACAUCAGUCGCACAGAAUCCUUCUAGGUUCUCCCCCGCCCAUGCAUGCACUUCAGCACAUUUGCACUGCACCGCACCAGCAUAGCUCAGCUCAGCACGGUACAACCCAGAGUUAAUCUUCUGCGGUGUUAUCAAGAGCAAACAUUCAGACACAGACACCACAACCUUUAGGAACAUCCCUGAAAAUCCUGUCAAAGUCAGUUACCAGCAAUAGGUUUGGACCGUUGCUUACGAGCCUCAGCCCUGUAACAGAUGUGAAAUAGAGGCGACGGGCUGACUCAGACCUCUCCUCUAGAUGUCAACAAUUCCUGCUCCUUCUCAGGGAUAUACCGAUCGAGGCUACGGUGCCAACAGUCUCCCUCAACCUUCCCAUAACAAUACAUCUGCCAACGACUUUGGUAGUGCGCCAGCCAAUCCAGCGCAAUCAUCCCCCUUGGCGCAAUCCUCAGCACAACCACCACAGAACCGCGGACGAUUUAACGAAGAGUGGGACGCCAGCCAGCGAGGCAGCUCGAUCGUAGACGGCCAUAUGCAGCGCCCCAGUUCCGUCAUGUCGUCUCUCGGGGCGACAUUGAUCCCUUCGCGUGGGGGAACUUUAAAGAAGAAAGGUUCUAUCAAGAGAUCCGGGUCCUUGAGACGCUCGGGAAGCCGCAGAAGCUCGAGGGCGGGCAGUGUGCGUAGCUUAGCCCUCCAUACAACUGGAGCGGAGGGUGAUGAGGCACACAGUGCGUUCUUUUCGCCAGUCCCAACCUCCGGAAAUCCAACAGAGAUUCUCGCAAACCGAUUUCAAUGUAUGUAAACUUAUUGCUUGUGCUUGGAAUGGUUUAGGGUGCAUCUUGAAUCUUGCUAAUACGUGAACGCAUAGCAUGGCGGAAAGUCCUGAAAGACUUGAUUACAUAUUUCCGAGAAAUCCAGGCCUCAUAUGAUCAUAAAUCCAAAACUCUCCUCAAGAUUUCCAACGUCAUCAACAACACCUCUACGCCUCCCAUGUUUCUGCAGUCUGGUGGAAUUGAUGAUGCGCUACAAAUCCUGCGCGGCUACCACAAAAAUGCCAUUGCCGAGGCUAACAAGUCAAAAGACAUUGAAAACGAUGUUAUAUUGUCUCUUGUUGGCCUACGUAAUGAUUUGAACCAAAAGAUCAAGGAGAUCAAAAGUUUGUCUGGAGAUUUCAAGAAUUCUGUUGACAAGGAGAUGGAGAAUACCCGAAGAUCUGUGAACAGCCUGCAAGAGGGCCUUGGACAGGCUGAUACUGAUCCUUCCCAAAUGACAGGCAAACAAGAUCCAUAUCUACUCAAACUUGCUGUGGAUCGCCAGAUUGAGAAGCAGAUUGAUGAGGAAAAUUAUCUUCACCAAGCUUAUUUGAACCUCGAGGCUUCGGGUCGAGAGUUGGAGUCUAUUGUGGUAGGAGAAAUUCAAAAGUCAUACAAUGCGUAUGCUGGUAUUCUCAAGCGGGAGGCAGAUAGUGCCUAUGAUGCGAUUGAGGAGCUUCGAACAGGUCCUAUUUCAAUGCCGAAGGACCAUGAAUGGUAUGCUUCCAACCCCUGAAUCAUACUCGGCAAAAAAUGUACCAUUUAUUGCGAAUGAUGACUAAUUGAGUUCCCAAUAUUUAGGCAGGAAUUCGUCGAAGCCGAUGAGCACUUUGUAGACCCCAAAAUACCCGUUCGAGAAGCUCAUAACAUCCAUUAUCCAGGCAGAGACAACUACUUGGCCCAAGCAAUUCGCGAGGGCUUAUUAGAGCGUAAAAGCAAGUACCUCAAAAGGUAAGUUAUCCUCCGAAUAUACUCAGUAUGGACAUCGCUAAUAUGAGCACAGUUAUACACCCGGAUGGUAAGUCAAAUUCACUUUCAUAAAAUCACCAAGAAAUACUAACUAGAUUCGAGGUAUGUUCUUUCUCCUACUCACCUCCAUGAGUUCAAGUCCGCGGACAAAACUCAAGCCCCUAUCAUGUCUCUCUACCUCCCCGAACAGAAACUUGGAUCCAAUUCCACUCGGGGCGCAUCUUCAAACAAAUUCAUGCUCAAGGGACGCCAAACGGGCUCGAUGCAUCGCGGUCAUUCUUGGGUAUUCAGAGCGGAGUCCUAUGAUACGAUGAUCAGUUGGGUCGAAGAUGUUCGAACUUUAACGGAAAAGUCGCCCCAGGAACGCAACGCCUUUGUACGCCAGCACGCCCGCAGUGUCAGUAACACAUCACAAAAAGCUGGGUCCAUAAGUAGCGACGGUGUUAUGGAUGAGGAGGACGAGGAGCCAUUUUCGGCGAACGCUUCAUCUGUCGUCGCAGCGACACCAACGCAAGACGGGUCUAGGCGUCCUCAAGCAGGUGGGCGAUUCCCCUCGGAUCUUCAAGUCAACACACAACGUGGCUUACAAGCUCCCCUCUCGGCAUCUAGUGGAAGUUCGAAUAUAGGAGACGCCAAAGACUCGGGUAUGGUCGCCACUACUAGCGCGCUUCCUGACAAUGCAGAGGAUCAGUAUGGAGGAGAAAAAUUUCAAUCUCAUGCCGAUGAGGUCGACAAGCGGGUGAUGAAGGAUGGUGUCAAUCCCUACACUUACGAACCCAUUCAGGAGACAAUCGCUCGACGCGAGCAGCAAACUGCUCCAACAGCAGGGCUAGGAGGAGUGGCGAUAGGAGCUGCUGGAUUUGAAGCAUACAACGAUCAAACCCUACUUGAGAAGGAGGCAGCUCAAUACGAUUACUUUUCACAGCAACAACUCGCUGUCCAGGCCGCAAGAGAAGCUACCAUGAUAGCCGCUCCGGACACCGAUAUCAAAAGUUCUAGCCAGGCCCCCCAGGAAACUUACGUUCCAGCCCCAGUCACGAUGUCUGCCGCCUUGCGUAAUGUCUCUGAAACUUCCCAACUACAAGACACUCUGGCCGGGGAGACUCCGCUUGUCGAACCCCGUCCUCCCUUUGCGAAUGCACCAAGACACGAAAGUGUCCAGAGUAUCAGCCAACUUCAUGUCCCAGGCGAAUUCCCUCGCAGCACCACCGAGCUAAAGAGUCCAACCAGUCCCAUCAGUCCCCCCGUGCCUGUCCAGAAGGAAUCGUAG
Messenger RNA from Hymenoscyphus albidus, 3216 nucleotides. The record is from the annotation of a GenBank genome assembly. Lineage: Eukaryota; Fungi; Ascomycota; Leotiomycetes; Helotiales; Helotiaceae.